AUGGCGAACCCUCGAGGAGGAGGAGGAGCGCGUCACCUCCCUCUCCGGCUGCGGCGGCUGCUCCGGUCGCCGAUCUCGCGCUGCGCGGGCGUCCUGGCCGCCUUCGCCGCGCUCCUCCUCGUCCUCUCCCUCCGCCAGGUCGACCGCGUCGCCCUCCCCGGCCACGGCCACGACCCCUCGCCCGCUCACGCCCAGGUAUCAAGUGAGCAGCUGUGGGGUUCUAAUGGUGAUGGUUCUCAUGCUUGUGUCACACCAACAUCCAGAUAUAUGGCUCCAAAAGAGUCAGAACGCUACAUGACAGUUAGGAGUAAUGGAGGACUCAACCAAAUGCGUACUGGAAUAUGUGAUAUGGUUGCAGUUGCUCGUUUGGUGAAUGCAACACUUGUUAUUCCUCAGUUAGAUAAACGGUCCUUUUGGCAAGAUACCAGUACAUUCAAGGACAUCUUCAAUGAGCCUCAUUUUAUUAAAGCUCUGGAAGGGGAUGUCCACACUGUGAGUGACUUGCCUCAAAGCUUGCAAUCUGUUCCUAGAGCUCGAAAACACUUUACUUCAUGGUCUGGUGCAAGUUAUUAUGACGAGGUGAAGCAACUUUGGAAGGACCACAAGGUAGUUCACAUUCCGAAAUCAGAUUCACGACUUGCUAACAAUGGUCUUCCCAUGGAUAUCCAGAGGUUAAGAUGUCGCUGUCUCUACCAAGCACUGCAUUUUUCAGAUCCAAUCGAGAACCUUGGAAAGAAGCUUUUGGAGCGUCUAAGAUCACGUGGAAAAUUUAUUGCUCUUCAUCUGCGAUAUGAAAAAGAUAUGCUAGCAUUUACAGGAUGUACUUAUGGUCUGAGUGAAUCUGAAGCAGAUGAGUUAAGAAUUAUGAGAGAGAGAACAAGCCACUGGAAAUUGAAGGACAUAAACUCAACUGAACAGAGAUCUGAAGGUAACUGUCCACUAACGCCUGAGGAGGUGGGGAUUUUUCUACGAGCAAUGGGAUAUCCAAAAUCCACAUGGAUCUACCUGGCAGCUGGUGAAAUUUAUGGCGGUGAUAAAUAUGUCUCAAAAUUGAGAUCAUACUUCCCAAACUUGGUUAGCAAGGAGGUGUUAGCGACAAAAGAAGAGCUUGAUAAAUUUAACAACCAUGCUUCUCAAGUUGCAGCUCUUGAUUACAUAGUUUCAGUUGAAAGUGAUGUGUUUGUUCCAUCGCAUUCUGGCAAUAUGGCAAGAGCUGUUGAGGGCCAUCGUCGAUUUCUGGGUCAUCGUAAGACUGUCACUCCAGACAGGAGAGGGUUGGUGGAACUCUUUGAUUUACUACAAAAAGGGGAACUUAUGGAAGGUCCAAAAUUUUCCUCACUUGUUACCGAGAUGCAUAAAAACAGGCAGGGAUCUCCAAGGAAGAGAAACGGCUCCUUGCCAGGGAGCAAGGGCAGAGCACGUCUAAGGACUGAGGAAUCCUUUUAUGAAAACCCAUUCCCGGAGUGCAUCUGCCUGACAGGAAAGCACUGAUGUGAUGAUGUUAUAUAGCUGUGCAUGGUGACCUUAGUUCAUUUGCUCACUGUGUUGGUAUUUGUGUUGAUGAAUGGAGCGCCAAUGACGCAUCAGAAUUACAGCGGUACUCGACCCAGUCAUAGAAGUCAGGCAAGGGCCUCAUUCCUUUUGAUCUACCUCCAAGAAUCAUGUAGUCUUUAAGUUCAGAAUUCCAGCUGGGAGAACUGGCAGGUAGAGGGAAGAGACUACAUUCAUCGGUUGCUACAUAGUAACAGAGACUUGACAUGUUCUGCAGCCACAGAAAUUGCAAACAAUGUGUGAUGUGCAUCUGAAUUGUUCGCACCUUUAGAUCUAGAAAAUUUUGUAUUUAGUACGAGGCCUCAAAGGGGGUAGUUUUAACAUAGUGUCCAGUGGCUUCAGCUAUGCAACUCAUAAUCGAAAGGGAUGUUUCUUAUGACCCCUCUGCAUUAUGAACAAUAGCAUCUCUCAUUUACUCUAUGGUAUGCACACACAGAUACUGUGAGCAAAUGUAAUUAAACUCUACACAACGCGGAAUGAUUCAGCUAUUUGCUUCA
Molecule: messenger RNA, 2048 nt
Organism: Oryza brachyantha (malo sina)
Lineage: Eukaryota; Viridiplantae; Streptophyta; Magnoliopsida; Poales; Poaceae
Product: O-fucosyltransferase 38-like
Exons: 12
Coding region: 1-1491 (496 amino acids)
Cellular component (GO): nucleus; cytoplasm
Source: RefSeq, a predicted model, not a curated record